UCUUUUCCUCCUUUAUCCCUUGUCAUCUAUUUCUUCACCCGGAAUAACGGCUCUAUCGCUUUUCCUUUUCUUUUCUUUUCUUUUUGUGUAUUUUGUAAAUUCCUGAAAUUAAUUUCUGCUGUAGCUUCUUGUCGGUGCCAGGUCCCUUUCUCUCUGCAUUCUCUCUUCUGUCUUACUCCGACUCUCCGUUGAUGAUGAAAUUCUAAUUUUUCAUUCCCCGAUCAAUCCAUAGAUCCACCCCUUGCUCAAUUGGCCUAGGAAUUCGAAUGCUGUGUGCUCAUUUCUGACAAUUGUUUAUUUUCCGAUAUUCACAUGGACUUGGGGUUCUAAAACACUUUCAGGGUCCAUGUAUGAUAGUUUGCUCUUUUGAGCAGAAGUACAUCCCAGGUACGUAGCUGAAGUGAAUAGCACACGAAAUGUCAAGGACUCUUGCACCAAUUUUAGGAGGUGCUGCAGGAGGGGUGGCAUUGCUGGGGAUACUGUUAAUACUUCUUUGGUAUUUCAUUUUUCAUCGUAGGAAUGUUUCGGGAACAUCUGAGACAGGUUCUUCUGAUCCAUCUAUACAAGUGGGGACAAGUGUUGGGACUGAAUUUACUUUGCGAGAUGCCAGGAGAUAUGAGAUGGGUGAGUUGUCAUUGGCAACACGGAAUUUUAGUGAACAAAGUUUGAUAGGGCAAGGAAAAUUUGGUGAGGUGUACAAAGGAUUGCUCCAUGAUGGGAUACUUGUAGCCAUUAAAAAGCGGCCCGGUACCCCUACUCAGGAGUUCGUUGAUGAGGUCCGAUAUCUUUCAUCUAUUCAACACCGAAAUCUGGUCACGCUUUUAGGUUAUUGCCAGGAAAAUGAUCUACAGAUUAUUGUCUAUGAAUACAUACCCAAUGGAAGUGUUUCGGUUCACUUAUAUGGUGCUGGUCAGGUUUCGCAAGUAAAGCUGGAAUUCAAGCACAGGCUUUCAAUAGCUCUUGGGGCAGCUAAAGGUUUGGCACACCUGCACUCCCUCAGUCCUAGGUUGAUACAUAAGGAUUUCAAAACAUCAAAUGUUCUUGUAGAUGAGAAUUUCAUUGCUAAAGUAGCAGACGCCGGGUUACGCAAUUUUCUUGGGAAGUUUGAUUAUGAAGGCCCAUCUUCUUCUGAAUUGACAGCUGAUCGGAUUUUCCUUGCUCCAGAGGUGACUGAAUUCAAAAGAUUUUCGGAUAAAAGUGAUGUUUACAGUUUUGGGGUGUUUCUUUUGGAGUUAGUGAGCGGGCAGGAAGCACGAGAAUUGAUGUCUUCUUCAAAUGCCGAUCAGAGUCUGGUUGAUUGGGUGCAAAAUAAUCAGGAAUGUGGGAGCAGUAUGAUUGAUGGGAGAUUGGGUAAUAGCUUUACAAGAGAAGGGAUGGAAGAGUUGAUUCAAUUGAUAGUGCAUUGCUUGAAUCCUUCAAGUGAGAGGCGCCCUCCGAUGAGCUAUCUUGUAACGGAACUUGAUCGGAUUCUUGAGAAAGAAAUGAGCUUAACAACCAUCAUGGGGGAAGGGACCCCCGUUGUAACCUUGGGAAGCCAGCUUUUUAGGGCUUCUAAAUAAUAACUACUAGUGUCAAAUGUCAAUGUUUUGGUUUAUGCAAAAUAUACCAACAAAGUAAAGAGUUCAUCCAGCUGUUGGAUAAUUGUAUAAAGAGCAGUUGGAUUUUUUUUUUUUUUUUUUUUUCCUUUUCUUUUCCAUCUCUCUAUUAUUUAAUGUUCUUGUAAAAAUAUAGUGAAGUUUGAGUUGGACCUACCUGGAUUAUGGUGGCUCCUUAUACAUACUCCAUGAUUCAAAUAUUUUUCUUUAUUA
Molecule: messenger RNA, 1808 nt
Organism: Erythranthe guttata (spotted monkey flower)
Lineage: Eukaryota; Viridiplantae; Streptophyta; Magnoliopsida; Lamiales; Phrymaceae
Product: Protein kinase superfamily protein
Biological process (GO): protein phosphorylation
Molecular function (GO): protein kinase activity; ATP binding
Source: RefSeq, a predicted model, not a curated record